AUGGCCACGACAGGGAAACGCCUGGCAGAAGCCAAAACGACCAGCCUCCCAUCGCCUGAACAUGGCUCCAGCGAAUCGCCAGAGUCAAGCGCUGAGGGUAGUGAAAGAGUGCUGCUCCGAUCUGCAAUUACCUCAGUGCCUCGAUCGCCAACCGGUUAUCCGUUGAUGAUCGGGCUAUCGACGAAGCCCGAUGUUUGUUUGACCACCACUACUCCUGCCUCCGUAUAUGCCGCUCUUUUUCACAACGGAGCCAUGAUGGGACUGACGUGCUCCAUCACCUUCGCCUCAAAGUCGAAACCGUUUGGUCAAGAGAUACCAGAAUCGUUGCGCCCGACCCCCUUGCAGCUUUCAACCAUUCACCCACAGUGGAUUGAUCGCUUUCCAUUCCCUAAGAUGCGGGACAACAUGAUCACACUACUCAGUAUCAUCGAUGAAGAAGAGUUUCUGGGUGAUUUGUUCUGUCUCACGAGCUUCACUGUGGAUAGCCGAUUUGCAUCUUGGGAUCCUUCUGGCUGGAAAAUAGGCAAUGAGUUUUCUGCAAAAUGGGGCUAUUUGUUCUACUGA
Molecule: messenger RNA, 564 nt
Organism: Exophiala spinifera
Lineage: Eukaryota; Fungi; Ascomycota; Eurotiomycetes; Chaetothyriales; Herpotrichiellaceae
Exons: 1
Coding region: 1-564 (187 amino acids)
Source: RefSeq, a predicted model, not a curated record